This is a messenger RNA of Contarinia nasturtii (swede midge), 1782 nucleotides long. RefSeq names its product spliceosome-associated protein CWC27 homolog. Gene Ontology annotation, cellular component: catalytic step 2 spliceosome. The record is from RefSeq and is a predicted model, not a curated record. NCBI's taxonomy places the organism in Eukaryota, Metazoa, Arthropoda, Insecta, Diptera, Cecidomyiidae. The transcript has 6 exons. The coding region runs from base 92 to 1552 and encodes 486 amino acids. Gene Ontology annotation, molecular function: peptidyl-prolyl cis-trans isomerase activity. Gene Ontology annotation, biological process: protein peptidyl-prolyl isomerization; protein folding.
UCGCUUGUUUACGAUUCUCUUUGAAACGUCAACGCUUCAAUCAACGCAAUUAAACUAUUAUUUAUUUUAAGGUCUUUUUUGACCAACAAACAUGAGUAAUAUUUACAUUCAAGAGCCGCCGACUUCGGGCAAGAUUCUCUUGAAAACAACAGCCGGUGAUAUCGACAUUGAACUAUGGAGCCGAGAAGCACCAUUGGCGUGCCGGAAUUUCAUCCAAUUGUGUAUGGAGGGAUAUUACAAUGGUACAAUAUUUCAUCGAGUUGUAAAAGGUUUUAUCGCACAAGGCGGUGAUCCACAUGGCGAUGGAACUGGCGGUGAAUCAAUCUAUGGCAAACCAUUUAAAGAUGAAUUUCAUACGCGAUUACGUUUCUGUCGGCGUGGAUUGGUUGCAAUGGCAAACAGUGGCCGUGAUGACAAUGCGUCACAGUUUUUCUUCACAUUGGGCGAAGCACAAGAGCUUCAAAACAAGCAUACAAUUUUUGGUAAAGUUGGCGGCGAUACCAUUUACAAUGUUCUCAAAAUGGAAGACGGCGACAUUGAUGCCAAUGAACGACCAGUUUAUCCAUAUAAAAUCAUUAAAACCGAAAUUCUGCUCAAUCCAUUUGAUGACAUUGUUCCGCGAAAAUCAACGCGAACGGAAAAAGACGGCGAGAAACGAAAAUCGAAAAAAGAAAAGGGUGUAAAAAAUUUUGGACUAUUAUCGUUUGGCGAAGAAGCCGAAGAAGAUGAAACCGAAACCAAUGAUUUUGUACAGAAAAAUGCAGCCAAAUCGAAAUCGGUUCAUGACAUUAUUGAUGAUCCAAAAUUAAGUAAAGAAGCUGUUCAUAUUGAAAAGAAAGGGGACUACAUUGAAGAGCGUCAUGUUCAAUCGGAUGGUGAUGCAAAUGUAGUAGAGAAAACCGAUCGUGUUAGAGAUAAAUUGAAAAAGAGAUUAGACAAAGGUGAAAAGAGGAAAAUUGAACCGGAACCAAAGAAAGAUGAUUCCAAUUCAGACUCGGAUGAGUAUACCAAUGAACUGGAGAGGGCAAGAAAACUAAAACGACAAAAGAAAGCCGAUGAAAUCCGAAAUGAAAUCAAAGCUUUGAAAAAGGAAUAUAAAACAGAGAAAAUGUCCAGAGAAGUUAAGGAAGAAAAAACUGAAACUAAGGAAAAGGAGCAUGAUAAUGAAAUGGUUGAGGAAUAUUUGUCCGAGCAACGUAAAUAUGGCAAUUUGAAGAAGGAAGUUCCAAAAAAGGGUGCUGAACGCGAGGCAUACACACUUAAGCUGUUGAGCAAAUUCAAAACAAAAUUAAACAGUAUAAAAUCAGCGAAAGACGAUGAUGAAGAGGAUACUUCCAAAAAUGAUGUUGACGAUGAAGAAUUAAAUACGGACAAAUGGAUGUCGCACACUCUAAAAUUCGAUGAAAUGGGAUCAAUACUGGCGAAAGAUGCUGCAACAAAAAAAGAUGAUUGGUAUGCAGAUGACAUAGCCAAUCCACAAAAUCCGAUCAACAAAAGAAAACGGGGUGAAGAUGGACGACGCGACAAAGAUCGACACCGUCAUAGACGUUAGAGCAACACAAACUUUUUUUCAGAUUUCAUAAUAGAUUGAUUUUUCGCUUGUGUUUUCAUAUUAAUGCUUGAGAUCUACUAGGGGUUAGAUACAGACUAGAAAUUCUGAUAAUGAAAGGGUUUUACUUAAACUAAAAAUACUUGGAACAGCGUAUAUCACCUGUAUAAAAAUAAAACACGACUAUAUAAAAGUUGAGUGUGAAAAAUUAAAAAAAAAAAUUGAGAAUAAUA